Molecule: messenger RNA, 325 nt
Organism: Paramecium octaurelia
Lineage: Eukaryota; Ciliophora; Oligohymenophorea; Peniculida; Parameciidae
Source: the annotation of a GenBank genome assembly
AUGAUAAAGAAAUUGAAAUUAGGCUUGAUUAACAAAAUGAAAGUAUACUCCUUUAUAUUUUUAGUUUAUUAAUCAGAAUUCAAAUAUUAGAUAAAUUGUGAAUAUAUUGGAUGAGGAAGUUAUCAAAUAUCGUGAGAAAGUUUCUAAUUUUUUUUAGAAAAAAAUUCUUUAUAAUAAUGCUUUAUAUUUAUAAGUAAUUAAAAUUGGUUAGAAUUAGUAGAUUAAGCAUUCUUUAGGACCACUUAGACAAAUGUAUUAGUUCCAUUUGCCAGGAGGUAAUGAAUUCAUUUUAUAAAAAGAAAUGGAUUUUUGCGGGUCUAUCUGA